GAACGCACUUGUGAUUUUAAUUUUACAAUUAAUUUUCAUUCGAAGGACAAUUUUUACAAUACACUUUUACUGUAUUGGAUAAUAAUGUACAACACUUUUGACACUUUUAGACCUCAUUUUGAAGCAUUAGCGAGAGCUGGUUAUUUCAAAAUUGUUACAAGACAAUCGAAGACAUUGGGAAUGUAUUUGCAUAAUUUUUAUAGGAUUUUGAUAUGGACGGCUGUAUUAAUUUAUAAUUUACAACAUAUUAUUCGUGCUUUACAGGUAAGGCAGUGUACUGAGCAACUUGUGGACACUUUGUUUAUUCUGUUAACAACUCUAAAUUCUCUUGGCAAACAAAUAGCUUUUAAUGUACGUGUUGAUCGCAUUGAUAAAAUUAUCAGCAUCAUUAAUGAUGAAAUUUUCGCACCAAAGAGACCGUACCAUGAACACGUGAUGAAAAUAAACGCAACAUCAAUGAGACGUCUCCUUUUUAUGCAUCACAUUUCUAUAUGUUUUUGUGGUUUUUUAUUUAUCAUGUACCCACUGGUUAACAAAGCGCUGAACAAACCAGUAUUUCUCUCAGGAUAUUUUCCCUUUAAUACCAAUGAUUCGCCCGCAUUCGAAUUAACGGUGACUUUCAUGGGGCUUAUACUUACACUUCAAGCGUAUGGCCAUGUGACAAUGGAUUGCACAAUCGUUUCUUUCUAUGCACAAGCCAAAACUCAAUUACAUAUUUUGAGAUACAACUUGGAACAUCUUAAUAAUGUUUUAAAACUAAAAAAUAGAAAAAGUUUUUAUAUCGACGAAGAUAGAAAAUGUAAAAAAAUUAUUCACAAAAAUUUUGUUGAUUGUGUGAAACAUCAUGGAGAAAUUGUUUGGUUAGUAAAAGAGGUUGAAUCUAUAUUUGGUGAAGCAACAAUUGUUCAAUUGGUUGUUAUGUUAUGGGUUAUAUGUAUGACCGUGUACAAGAUUGUUGGGCUCGACAUCUUAUCAGCGGAAUUCUUAACUAUGGGAACUUACCUUUGUUGCAUGAUGACACAGCUUUAUAUUUACUGCUACUACGGCACACAAUUAAAAGUAGAGAGUGAGUUAGUGAAUGACUCAGUGUAUCAAUCCUCGUGGCUGUCACUGUCUCCGGCCUUCCGACGUGGCUUGCUCGUGAUGAUGGAGCGAUGCAAGCGCAGCAUAGAGCCGCGUACAGCCUACAUCAUACCCUUGUCUAUGGAAACGUAUAUCUCAGUGCUGAGAUCUUCAUACACUCUUUUUACAAUUUUGGAUCGGAAGUAACACUGGAUUACUUUAAUGUUUUUGUCGACUGUGUAGAGUUCUAUACUUAAUACAAACUAUUUAAUGUAGAUUUUCAUGUUUAAAGGUAGAUUUCACAUAUUUACGUGAUUUAGGAACUUUAUUUUAUAUAAGAUUAAAAAAAAAUUGCAUACUAAGAUGUUUUUUGUUACUUUUCAGUAAUCUAUACCUACAUAUUUCCAUCAUGAAAUAUGUUUAAUGUUACAAUAUCAUCCAUGUUUGUUUAUGAUAAUGUCAAUUAAUUACUUAAUGAAUAUUGUAAAACAUUUUAAAUUUAAUAUAAAUCGGAUCUGACAUUUAUUUAUUUUCAAUGGAGAGAUAAAGCAAUUUAGAAAUAGUUUGAUGUUGGUUUGUGUAUCAUUGGAAUCAUCAGAGUAAUAAACAUUCGUAUAGCACUAAAAAUAUUUCUCUAUCAUUUAUUUGCGGCAGUAUUCUCGUAUUCGUGUAAUUAUUUUAGGAAUAUAGUUUUCGUAUAUUUAAAAGUUCCGUGAAGGCGGGCGUCUGACUCACGGAG
Danaus plexippus (monarch butterfly) is the source of this 1801-nucleotide messenger RNA. RefSeq names its product odorant receptor 46a-like. The record is from RefSeq and is a predicted model, not a curated record. The transcript has 8 exons. Bases 85 to 1269 code for a protein of 394 amino acids. Lineage: Eukaryota; Metazoa; Arthropoda; Insecta; Lepidoptera; Nymphalidae. Gene Ontology annotation, biological process: sensory perception of smell; detection of chemical stimulus involved in sensory perception of smell. Gene Ontology annotation, cellular component: plasma membrane. Gene Ontology annotation, molecular function: olfactory receptor activity; odorant binding.